Messenger RNA from Frankliniella occidentalis (western flower thrips), 462 nucleotides. Its product is annotated as lachesin-like. The transcript has 3 exons. Gene Ontology annotation, cellular component: neuron projection. The record is from RefSeq and is a predicted model, not a curated record. The coding region runs from base 1 to 447 and encodes 148 amino acids. NCBI's taxonomy places the organism in Eukaryota, Metazoa, Arthropoda, Insecta, Thysanoptera, Thripidae.
AUGCGCGUGUUCUUGCAGGGCUCCAAGCGCAUCAAGAACAUCAUAUUUUUCGAUGUAAAGGUGGCCUGGAUCCACAUCGAUCGGCAGAUGAUCCUCACCAUCCACCGGCACGUGAUCGCGCGCAUCAACCGGCUGAGCGUGUCGCACGACAACCAGAAGACGUGGCGGCUGCACGUCAACCAGGUGCAGCAGGAGGACCGCGGGUACUACAUGUGCCAGGUCAACACCAACCCCAUGAUCAACCAAGUCGGCUACCUGCAGGUCGUGGUGCCCCCCAACAUCAUGGACGACACGAGCACGCCGUCGGCCGUCGCGGUGCGCGAGAACCAGGACAUCUCGCUCACCUGCCGGGCCGAGGGCUUCCCGGAGCCCAGGAUCCGGUGGAAGCGUGAGGACCAGCAGCCCAUCAUCCUCAGCAGAAACAACAAGAGUGAGUCCCGACAUUAAAUUAUAUGAAUUGUG